Messenger RNA from Protopolystoma xenopodis, 696 nucleotides. The record is from the annotation of a GenBank genome assembly. Lineage: Eukaryota; Metazoa; Platyhelminthes; Monogenea; Polystomatidea; Polystomatidae.
AUGCCCGUUCUACCACUUCUUCCAUUUCCCGCAUUCCUGUUAACUACACAGUCUGGACCAGCAGGUCGCAUAUUCUUUCGACCAAGUGGCCACUUUCAAAGACACCUUGAAGGACCAGCCACCAUUUAUACUUUGCGUCUCUGUUGGCACAGCUUGCAGUAUCCCAAGAAGAGAGGACAUAAGCAAAUAGCUGAGACCACAACCCUCGAGCGAAUCCCUGAGGAAGCCGGAGUUGUCGUCCCUUUGGCCCACCUGAUGAUCACAGUAUGGGGUCAAUGCAAAUUGACACUUUAUAUCCUCGAUGAGAGUGGAUUUCAAGGUCACAGAAUUUGUCUGAAUGCUCACGAAAACCCGAGGAAAGACCGACUUUGGCCACGAGGGAUCUUCUGUUCAUCCAUGAGCCCCAGCGGGACUCGAAGCCAGAGGUUUGCGUUGCAGGGUUGGACAUAUUGUCGCCGGAUCAGAUGCGAUGCUCGGCUCCAUCAGACGCAUGAGAUUGACCGAGCCUGCCGUACAGAUCAAACCUAUUUGGGCUCAAGUAUGCUGGGUCAGAGUCCUGCCAGGGCCAGGGUCGACGCUGAGAUUUGGGUCCUUCUUCGCUUGAUUACAAGCAGAAACAGAGGCUCGAAAACACAUGACUUUUGGGCAUCAGAAACUGGACAACUCGCAAAGAUGUACAUUUGCUCGAGCAGUUGA